Mesocestoides corti is the source of this 252-nucleotide messenger RNA. NCBI's taxonomy places the organism in Eukaryota, Metazoa, Platyhelminthes, Cestoda, Cyclophyllidea, Mesocestoididae. The record is from the annotation of a GenBank genome assembly.
AUGGAAUCUGGCAUUCCGAUAUCUGAGAUGUCACGUUAUGUGUCUCCUCUAAAUCCUGCCUUGUAUCCCACUCUGGGCAUGCUGCUAACUGCGAUCGGCACUUUUUUCAUGGCCUGGUUCUUCGUCUACGAAAUCACCGCCACCAAGUACGUGCGAGAGUUCUUCAAAGAAGCCCUCAUCGCGAUUAUGGCCUCAAUUUUUAUGGGAACCGGACUUCUUUUUGCUGCUCUUUGGGUCGGUAUCUACGUAUGA